AUGAACCGGGAAGAACAUUACUACUCAGCCAGUCACCUUUACAAGGACUCCUGUGCCUACCAGAGGCCACACAAUGAAGAGUUCAGCCCAAGCCCACCGCCUUGCCUUUACAUGACCAGACAGACCCAAUCCGUCUACGUUUCUCCUACCUUAGGCACCCAGGACCAGCACAACCAUCUUCCUGAUAUCACAUCCUAUGUGCCCGGACGAGAAGACCUGCCAGUGCCUCAUCUGCACCACUCACAAGCCCAACAGCUGCCCCUCCAAACUUUCACGGGUUACGGAGACUCUCUGGACCUGUGCUCUGAACGAAACAGGUGCCAUCUUCCUUUCCCUUGGAUGAAAUCGACAAAAUCUCACACGCAUGCUUGGAAAGGACAAUGGACAGGUGCGUACACGGCGGAGCCAGAGGAGAACAAGCGCACGCGCACGGCCUACACGCGCGCACAGCUGCUCGAGCUGGAGAAGGAGUUCCUCUUUAACAAGUACAUCUCGCGACCGCGGCGCGUCGAGCUCGCGCUCACACUCAGCCUCACCGAGCGCCACAUCAAGAUCUGGUUCCAGAACCGGCGCAUGAAGUGGAAGAAGGAGGAGGACAAGCGCAGGGCGCGUGGCGGCGGUGGCACGGAUCCCGAGCAGGACUCCUCCGUCACUUCCGGCGACGCGUGUGGCACCACGCACGCGGCACCACCUUCACCUCUGCAGUCUCACAGCGCGACUUCGGGUCCGCGAGACCCCGCGUGA
Neoarius graeffei (lesser salmon catfish) is the source of this 744-nucleotide messenger RNA. RefSeq names its product pancreatic and duodenal homeobox 1 (gene pdx1). Gene Ontology annotation, molecular function: DNA-binding transcription factor activity, RNA polymerase II-specific; RNA polymerase II cis-regulatory region sequence-specific DNA binding. NCBI's taxonomy places the organism in Eukaryota, Metazoa, Chordata, Actinopteri, Siluriformes, Ariidae. The coding region runs from base 1 to 744 and encodes 247 amino acids. The transcript is spliced from 2 exons. Gene Ontology annotation, cellular component: nucleus. The record is from RefSeq and is a predicted model, not a curated record. Gene Ontology annotation, biological process: type B pancreatic cell differentiation; regulation of transcription by RNA polymerase II.